Ustilaginoidea virens is the source of this 2100-nucleotide messenger RNA. RefSeq lists its product as uncharacterized. The record is from RefSeq and is a predicted model, not a curated record. The transcript has 3 exons. Gene Ontology annotation, biological process: intracellular signal transduction. Lineage: Eukaryota; Fungi; Ascomycota; Sordariomycetes; Hypocreales; Clavicipitaceae. Bases 1 to 2100 code for a protein of 699 amino acids.
AUGGCCACCCUGUCGCAUCGUUCCUCGAACGAAGCUAUCCCCCCUCCUGCGCAGCCCUGCAAGCCGGCUCAGGCUCAACACGACGACGAAUCGCUCCUGGCACCGGCCAAGCCCUCCACCUCGACGCCUCGAUCGUCCACGUCAGACCGCUCGCCCUCGGACCUCAACCUCAACCUCAACCCCAAUACUGUCGUCGCCCUCUCCGCCCACCAUCGCCACUCGUCCAGCCUGCGCUCCACGUCCUCGCUCUCGCUUUCCAAAUCCCACCGCGCGGCCAACAGCCUCCUCAACCGAGCCGCUGCCGCCUUGGUCAGCAUUUCCAACCCGGGCGUCCGACCUCGCCUCUCAAACUCGACGCUCCCUCGUCGUCCGUCGUUGGCGUCCGCAUCAGCAUCAGCAUCAGCAUCCGCCCCCGCCCCCGCCCCCGCCCCAGAACCGUCGAGUCCGAGAAAAAACACCAACCUCGAGGCUUCGUCGUCCAGCACUUCUCUGGCUCAUCACGAGCUGCUGUCCCAGCCAUACUCCGAGACGGAUCCAAGCCUUCCUCCGCCCGUUCGGUCGAUUGACUCUGACAGAAAGAUGCAUCAAACCUCGUCGCGCUUGCUGCGCAUGACCGACGAUGACCGACCAUUUACCAGGGAUUUCAAGGAUUUGUUUGCGACGCUGAUUGUCAGCCUGUUGCCUUUGUCUGCACACCGCGUGCGCUUGACCAAGGUCGAGUAUACGUUCCUGUCGGAAGACGCCAUCAACAAUCUCGGCUCCCUCAAGUUUUCGCAAUCAAAUCGCAUGCCCGAUCCCAAAGAUUCGUCCAGGAUCGUCACGACCACGACAACAACCACCUUCUCCAUGGCCAAGGAUAUGGCCCGGUCAAUAUGCCAACGCUUCGUCGAGGCCCGGUUUAUCGAGUCUGCAGACGGCAAGUACCAGCAGGUGUACACGAUGAAGGGCUCCGUUUGGCAGCUGACACCCAAGGGCAUCUGCGUUCUGGACCGGUUCUGUGCCAGGAACGGGAUCCAGCAGAAGCAGGUGGCCGAGCUGACCAACAUGCACUCGACGCACCUCGUCAUUCUGGAGCGCGACCAGCAGACGGACACGCUCAUGCAUGACUGGGGCACCAUCGAGGUCAUCUUCCGGCGGUUCGUCGGCACCGAGGGCCGCAACGUCAAGACGAGCGUCACGGCCGCCGACUCUGACUCGCUGCACGACUACAAGGACGGCCUCACCGGCGUCAAGAUGGCGGCCGAGCGCAGGGUCAACGGCAAGACGUACCAGGACACGUUUACGGGCAAGGCCACGGUGGACUGGCUGAUGGACUGCUCCACCAUUGUGGACCGCCGCGAGACGAUUGAGAUUGCGUCCCUGUUUGUGGAAUACGACCUGAUGAAGGCGGUGGUGCCGGACCGGGCCUUCCUGUCGCAAAACACGGGCUGCAACCUGUUCCAGCCGACCAAGUACGCCGUGUACCAGCUCUCGGCGCGCGGCAAGGAGCUGAUUAGCGGGACCGGGUCCAAGGGCCGGGCCUCGGAGAGCGAGGGCGGGACCGAGUCGCAGCGGACCGGCAUCGCCAGGGACUCCAACACGCAGCGGCUGGAGAGGAUCCUCAACGACGCGGCGCUGCGGCUGCUGUUUCGGGAGAACCUGCGGGAAACGCACUGCGAGGAGAACCUGUCCUUUUACAAGGACGUGGGCGAGUUCGUGUCGAGCUGCAAGGCGGCCAUCCAGCAGGCCCAGGACGCGCCCACGGCGAGCUCCAUGGACACGAUCAAGGAGGUCAUGGCCCAGGCCUACGGCAUCUACAACGCCUUCCUGGCGCCGGGGUCGCCGUGCGAGCUCAACAUUGACCACCAGCUGCGCAACAACCUGGCCACGCGGAUGACCAAGGCGGUGGGCCAGGACAACACCAUGAUUGAGACGUUGAAGGAGGUGACGGCGCUCUUUGAAGACGCCCAGACGGCGGUUUUCAAGCUGAUGGCCAGCGACUCGGUGCCCAAGUUCCUCCGCAACGGCAAGUACGAGCAGCAGCUGCGCAACUUUGAGUUCGACUCGUCCAGAGCCAAGGCCGACGCCGCCGCAAGUAAUGCGUUGCCGCAACGUCCAUGA